Uloborus diversus is the source of this 9468-nucleotide messenger RNA. RefSeq lists its product as uncharacterized. The transcript has 8 exons. Bases 98 to 9409 code for a protein of 3103 amino acids. The record is from RefSeq and is a predicted model, not a curated record. Lineage: Eukaryota; Metazoa; Arthropoda; Arachnida; Araneae; Uloboridae.
AAAUACCAAUUGAAAUUUAGUCCACCGCUGCUGCAGAUUGGUAUUAAGGGACAAGGUUUGUGAGAAAGUUAGUAGAUCGAGCGACGAUUGAUACAAUAUGCUGUUGCCGAUUUACUGCUUGUUGAGCGCCUUUUUGUGUGUUGGAGCACAUCCUGUUGCUUCUAGAAGAUCAUCGCGUAGUUCAGACGGUCUGGAAAAAUGCGAGGAUGCUUUCGAGGAACAGGGAUUUUCCUGUGGUGACUUAACUUAUACCCAAGUAGAAAAUGGCUGUGGAUACGUGUGCGUCUGUGAGGGAGACAUUCUCAAAUAUGUAGAAAACGAGGAUUUGUCUUCGUGUGGCUCGAAUAAGGUAUGCCAUGAAGGAGAAUGCAAGUACGUAGUCUAUGAAGAAAUCUACGAAAGUGAUGACGAGUAUGUCGACAUCAUUGGCAUUAAGUCGCAAAGGCAGCCAUGUUAUACCACUUACUUCAACAGAGAGACUAAAGAGGAAUUGUUCGAAGAAGAUGACGAUGGUGCGAGCUGCUAUGAUUCCGAUGACGAAGCUGAAGGGGUUUGUGAAUCAGGUGUAUGCAUGACAUAUGAAGAUGAUGAAUCAGAAGAAAACAAAGAGUAUUACAGUGAAGAUACCGAAAAUUUUGACGAUGAAUAUGAAACAAAUGAAAACUUGGAGGAAAAUUACGAAAGUGAAGAAGAAGCAUCAGAGGAGCGCGAUGAAGAAAUCGAAGAACUAGAUGAUAGGGAUAAUAAUGAAAAUGGAAAAGAAGAUGAUGAAAAAGAUGAAGAUUAUGAUGCAGGAAAUGGAGGAGCAAAUCCUCAUGCAGAUACAAGUUCUAGAGUCAGAAAUGGAGGAAGAAGCACCGAAAAGGGAUCUGGUGACGACCGAAAAAAUGGAGAGAUGGAGGACGACACGGAUAAUGCUAAAAUGGGAAAUGAUAUCAGUGGAGCUGAAAAAGGAGAAAAAGAGGAUGGGAAAAAAGGAAAAAGAGAGAGAAAAGCCGGAAAAGGGGAAGAUAACAAAAGAAAAGGGACUUACGAAGAAGGGACAGACAUUGGUGAUAAAGGAAAUGGAACUGGUGAUAAAGGAGAAGGUGCUGCUGACAAAGGAGAAGGUGCUUCUGAUAAAGGAGAAGGUGCUGCUGAUAAAAGAAAAAAGACUGGAGAUAAAGGAAAUGAAGCUAAAGGGGCUGAUGAUAAAGAAAGAGCAGCAGGCGCUGAUGGAAAAGGGACGAAAAAGCAAAAAGGAGAUAAUAAAUUAAGAAAAGAAGGACAAACUGACGAUGCAACAAAAAACGAUGGAACUGGAGAUGCAGCAGAUGGAGCUGAUGAUGCAGGAGACGGAGGAAAAGCUGAUGACGGAAAUAAUGGAGAAGGAGGACCAGAUGACAGUGCUACAAAGAACACUGGAGCUGGAAAGGCUGAAGGUGGGGCUUCAAACGAAGUUGGGGAUAAGACAAAGAAGAGACCAGGUGACGAUGCUACAAAGAACGCUGGAAGUGGAGAUGCUGCAGGUGGCGCAACGAAGGGAGCAGGUGACAAAGGAAAAGGGGGAGCAGGGGGACCAGCUGACAAUGUUACAAAGGACGAGAAAGAUGGGGAUGCUGCAGGUGACGGAACGAAGGGGGCAGGUGACAAAGGAAAAGGGGGAGCAGGCGGACCAGCUGACGAUGUUACAACGGACGAGAAAGAUGGGGAUGCUGCAGGUGACGCAUCGAAGGGAGCAGGUGAUACAGGAAAAAAGGGACCAGCUGACAAUGCUACAAAGGACGCUAAAGCUGGAUAUGCUGCAGGUGGCGCAACAAAGGGAGCAGGUGAUACAGGAAAAAAGGGACCAGCUGACGAUGCUACAAAGGACGCUAAAACUGGAGAUGCUGCAGGUGGCGAAACGAAGGGGGCAGGUAACAAGGGAAAAGGGGGAUCAGCUGACGAUGCUACAAAGGACGCAAAAGAUGGGGAUGCUGCAGGUGGCGCAACGAAGGGAGUAAGUGACAAAGGAAAAGGGGGAGCAGAGGGACAAACUGACGCUGCUACAAAGGACGCGAAAGAUGGGGAUGCUGCAGGUGGCGGAACGAAGGGGACAGGUGACAAAGGAAAAGGGAGAGCAGGCGGACCAGCUGACGAUGUUACAACGGACGAGAAAGAUGGGGAUGCUGCAGGUGACGCAUCGAAGGGAGCAGGUGAUACAGGAAAAAAGGGACCAGCUGACAAUGCUACAAAGGACGCUAAAGCUGGAGAUGCUGCCGGUGGCGCAACAAAGGGAGCAGGUGAUACAGGAAAAAAGGGACCAGCUGACGAUGCUACAAAGGACGCUAAAACUGGAGAUGCUGCAGGUGGCGAAACGAAGGGGGCAGGUAACAAGGGAAAAGGGGGACAAGCUGAAGCUGCUACAAAGGACGCGAAAGAUGGGGAUGCUGCAGGUGGCGGAACGAAGGGGGCAGGUGACAAAGGAAAAGGGGGAGCAGGGGGACCAGCUGACGAUGCUACAAAGAAUGCGAAAGAUGAGGAUGCUGCAUGUGGCGGAACGAAGGGGACAGGUGACAAAGGAAAAGUGGGAGCAGGGGGCCCAGCUGACGAUGCUGCAAAGGAGGCGAAAGAUGGGGAUGCUGCAGGUGGCGGAACGAAGGGAGUAGGUGACAAUGGAAAAGGGGAAGCAGGGGGACCAGCUGACGAUGCUACAAAGGACGCGAAAGAUGGGGAUGCUGCAGGUGGCGGAACGAAGGGGUCAGGUGACAAAGGAAAAGGGGGAGCAGGGGGACCAGCUGACGAUGCUACAAAGAACGCGAAAGAUGAGGAUGCUGCAGGUGGCGGAACGAAGGGGGCAGGUGACAAAGGAAAAGGAGGAGCAGGGGGACCAGCUGACGAUGCCACAAAGAACGCGAAAGAUGAGGAUGCUGCAGGUGGCCGAACGAAGGGGGCAGGUGACAAAGGAAAAGGGGGAGCAGGGGGACCAGCUGACAAUGCUACAAAGAACGCGAAAGAUGAGGAUGCUGCAGGUGGCGGAACGAAGGGGGCAGGUGACAAAGGAAAAGGGGGAGCAGGGGGACCAGCUGACGAUGCUACAAAGGACGCGAAAGAUGGGGAUGCUGCAGGUGGCGGAACGAAGGGGGCAGGUGACAAAGGAAAAGGGGGAGCAGGGGGACCAGCUGACGAUGCUACAAAGAACGCGAAAGAUGAGGAUGCUGUAGGUGGCGGAAGGAAGGGGGCAGGUGACAAAGGAAAAGGGGGAGCAGGGGGACCAGCUGACGAUGCUACAAAGGACGCGAAAGAUGGGGAUGCUGCAGGUAGUGCAACAAAAGGAGCAGGUGAUAAAGGAAAAAAGGGAACAGCUGACGAUGCUACAAAGGACGCGAAAGAUGGAGAUGCUGCAGGUGACGCAACGAAGGGAGUAGAUGACAAAGGAAAAGGGGGAGCAGGGGGCCCAGCUGACGAUGCUGCAAAGGGCGCGAAAGAUGGGGAUGCUGCAGGUGGCGGAACGAAGGGAGUAGGUGACAAUGGAAAAGGGGAAGCAGGGGGACCAGCUGACGAUGCUACAAAGGACGCGAAAGAUGGGGAUGCUGCAGGCGGCGGAACGAAGGGGGCAGGUGACAAAGGAAAAGGGGGAGCAGGGGGACCAGCUGACGAUGCUACAAAGAACGCGAAAGAUGAGGAUGCUGCAGGUGGCGGAACGAAGGGGGCAGGUGACAAAGGAAAAGGGGGAGCAGGGGGACCAGCUGACGAUGCUACAAAGAACGCGAAAGAUGAGGAUGCUGCAGGUGGCGGAACGAAGGGGGCAGGUGACAAAGGAAAAGGGGGAGCAGGGGGACCAGCUGACGAUGCUACAAAGAACGCGAAAGAUGAGGAUGCUGCAGGUGGCGGAACGAAGGGGGCAGGUGACAAAGAAAAAGGGGGAGCAGGGGGACCAGCUGACGAUGCUACAAAGAACGCGAAAGAUGAGGAUGCUGCAGGUGGCGGAACGAAGGGGGCAGGUGACAAAGGAAAAGGGGGAGCAGGGGGACCAGCUGACGAUGCUACAAAGGACGCGAAAGAUGGGGAUGAUGCAGGUGACGCAACGAAGGGAGUAGAUGACAAAGGAAAAGGGGGAGCAGGGGGCCCAGCUGACGAUGCUGCAAAGGGCGCGAAAGAUGGGGAUGCUGCAGGUGGCGGAACGAAGGGAGUAGGUGACAAUGGAAAAGGGGAAGCAGGGGGACCAGCUGACGAUGCUACAAAGGACGCGAAAGAUGGGGAUGCUGCAGGCGGCGGAACGAAGGGGGCAGGUGACAAAGGAAAAGGGGGAGCAGGGGGACCAGCUGACGAUGCUACAAAGAACGCGAAAGAUGAGGAUGCUGCAGGUGGCGGAACGAAGGGGGCAGGUGACAAAGGAAAAGGGGGAGCAGGGGGACCAGCUGACGAUGCUACAAAGAACGCGAAAGAUGAGGAUGCUGCAGGUGGCGGAACGAAGGGGGCAGGUGACAAAGGAAAAGGGGGAGCAGGGGGACCAGCUGACGAUGCUACAAAGAACGCGAAAGAUGAGGAUGCUGCAGGUGGCGGAACGAAGGGGGCAGGUGACAAAGAAAAAGGGGGAGCAGGGGGACCAGCUGACGAUGCUACAAAGAACGCGAAAGAUGAGGAUGCUGCAGGUGGCGGAACGAAGGGGGCAGGUGACAAAGGAAAAGGGGGAGCAGGGGGACCAGCUGACGAUGCUACAAAGGACGCGAAAGAUGGGGAUGCUGCAGGUGGCGGAAGGAAGGGGGCAGGUGACAAAGGAAAAGGGGGAGCAGGGGGACCAGCUGACGAUGCUACAAAGGACGCGAAAGAUGGGGAUGCUGCAGGUGGCGGAAGGAAGGGGGCAGGUGACAAAGGAAAAGGGGGAGCAGGGGGACCAGCAGACGAUGCUACAAAGGACGCGAAAGAUGGGGAUGCUGCAGGUGACGCAACGAAAGGAGUAGGUGACAAAGGAAAGGGGGGAGCAGGGGGACCAGCUGACGAUGCUACAAAGGACGCGAAAGAUGGGGAUGCUGCAGGUGGCGCAACGAAGGGGGCAGGUGACAAAGGAAAAGGGGGAGCAGGGGGACCAGCUGACGAUGCUACAAAGAACGCGAAAGAUGAGGAUGCUGCAGGUGGCGGAACGAAGGGGGCAGGUGACAAAGGAAAAGGGGGAGCAGGGGGACCAGCUGACGAUGCUACAAAGAACGCGAAAGAUGAGGAUGCUGCAGGUGGCGGAACGAAGGGGGCAGGUGACAAAGGAAAAGGGGGAGCAGGGGGACCAGCUGACGAUGCUACAAAGAACGCGAAAGAUGAGGAUGCUGCAAGUGGCGCAACGAAGGGGGCAGGUGACAAAGGAAAAGGGGGAGCAGGGGAACCAGCUGACGAUGCUACAAAGGACGCGAAAGAUGGGGAUGCUGCAGGUGGCGGAACGAAGGGGGCAGGUGACAAAGGAAAAGGGGGAGCAGGGGGACCAGCUGACGAUGCUACAAAGAACGCGAAAGAUGAGGAUGCUGCAGGUGGCGGAAGGAAGGGGGCAGGUGACAAAGGAAAAGGGGGAGCAGGGGGACCAGCUGACGAUGCUACAAAGGACGCGAAAGAUGGGGAUGCUGCAGGUGGCGGAAGGAAGGGGGCAGGUGACAAAGGAAAAGAGGGAGCAGGGGGACCAGCAGACGAUGCUACAAAGGACGCGAAAGAUGGGGAUGCUGCAGGUGGCGCAACGAAGGGGGCAGGUGACAAAGGAAAAGGGGGAGCAGGGGGACCAGCUGACGAUGCUACAAAGGACGCGAAAGAUGGGGAUGCUGCAGGUAGUGCAACAAAAGGAGCAGGUGAUAAAGGAAAAAAGGGAACAGCUGACGAUGCUACAAAGGACGCGAAAGAUGGAGAUGCUGCAGGUGGCGCAACGAAGGGAGCAGGUGACAAAGGAAAAAGGGGAGCAGGGAGACCAGCUGACGAUGCUACAAAGGACGCGAAAGAUGGGGAUGAUGCAGGUGACGCAACGAAGGGAGUAGAUGACAAAGGAAAAGGGGGAGCAGGGGGCCCAGCUGACGAUGCUGCAAAGGACGCGAAAGAUGGGGAUGCUGCAGGUGGCGGAACGAAGGGAGUAGGUGACAAUGGAAAAGGGGAAGCAGGGGGACCAGCUGACGAUGCUACAAAGGACGCGAAAGAUGGGGAUGCUGCAGGCGGCGGAACGAUGGGGGCAGGUGACAAAGGAAAAGGGGGAGCAGGGGGACCAGCUGACGAUGCUACAAAGAACGCGAAAGAUGAGGAUGCUGCAGGUGGCGGAACGAAGGGGGCAGGUGACAAAGGAAAAGGGGGAGCAGGGGGACCAGCUGACGAUGCUACAAAGAACGCGAAAGAUGAGGAUGCUGCAGGUGGCGGAACGAAGGGGGCAGGUGACAAAGGAAAAGGGGGAGCAGGGGGACCAGCUGACGAUGCUACAAAGGACGCGAAAGAUGGGGAUGCUGCAGGUGGCGGAACGAAGGGGGCAGGUGACAAAGGAAAAGGGGGAGCAGGGGGACCAGCUGACGAUGCUACAAAGAACGCGAAAGAUGAGAAUGCUGCAGGUGGCGGAAGGAAGGGGGCAGGUGACAAAGGAAAAGGGGGAGCAGGGGGACCAGCUGACGAUGCUACAAAGGACGCGAAAGAUGGGGAUGCUGCAGGCGGCGGAAGGAAGGGGGCAGGUGACAAAGGAAAAGGGGGAGCAGGGGGACCAGCAGACGAUGCUACAAAGGACGCGAAAGAUGGGGAUGCUGCAGGUGACGCAACGAAAGGAGCAGGAGAUAAAGGAAAAAAGGGAUCAGCUGACGAUGCUACAAAGGAUGCGAAAACUGGAGAUGCUGCAGGUGGCGCAACGAAGGGAGCAGGUGACAAAGGAAAAGGGGAAGUAGGGGGACCAGCAGACGAUGCUACAAAGGACGCGAAAGAUAGGGAUGCUGCAGGUGACGCAACGAAGGGAGUAGGUGACAAAGGAAAAGUGGGAGCAGGGGGAACAGAUGACGAUGCUACAAAGGACGCGAAAGAUGGGGAUGCUGCAGGUGGCGCAACGAAGGGAGCUGGUGAUAAAGGAAAAAAAGGACCAGCUGACAAUGCUACAAAGGACGUUAAAGCUAGAGAUGCUGCAGGUGGCGCAACGAAGGGAGCAGAUGACAAAGGAAAAGGGGAAGCAGGGGGACCAGCUGACGAUGCUACAAAAGACGCGAAAGAUGGGGAUGCUGCAGGUGGCGGAACGAAGGUAGCGGAUGAUAAUGGGAAAAAGGGACAAGCUGAUGAUGCUACAAAGGACUCUAAAGAAGGAGAUGCUGCAGGUGGUGCAAAGAACGGAGCAGGUGAUAAAGGAAAAAAAGGACCGGCUGACAAUGCUACAAAGGACUCUAAAGCAGGAGAUGCUGCAGGUGGCGCGACAAAGGGAGCAGAUGACAAAGGAAAAGGGGAAGCAGGGGGACCAGCUGACGAUGCUACAAAGGACGCGAAAGAUGGGGAUGCUGCAGGUGGCGGAACGAAGGUAGCGGAUGAUAAUGGGAAAAAGGGACAAGCUGAUGAUGCUACAAAGGACGCGAAAGAUGGAGAUGCUGCAGGUGGCGGAACGAAGGCAGCAGGUGAUAAUGGAAAAAAGGGACCAGAUGACAAUGCUACAAAGGACGCUAAAGCUGGAGAUGCUGCAACUGGCGCAACGAAGGGAGCAGGUGAUAAAGGAAAAAAGGGACCAGCUGAUGACGCUACAAAGGACGCAAAAAAUGGAGAUGCUGCAGGUGACGCAACGAAGGGAGUAGGUGACAAAGGAGAAGGGGGACCAUCUGACGAUGCUACAAAGGACGCUAAAGCAGGAGAUACUGCAGGUGAAGCAACAAAAGGAGCAGGUGAUAAAGGAAAAAAGGGACCAGCUGACGAUUCUACAAAGGACGUUAAAGAUGGAGAUGCUGCAGGUGGCGCAACGAAGGGAGCAGGUGAUAAAGGGAAAAAGGGACCUGCUGACGAUUCUACGAAGGACGUUAAAGAUGGAGAUGCUGCAGGUGGCGCAACGAAGGGAGCAGGUGACAAAGGAAAAGAGGGGGCAGCAGACGAUGCUACAAAGGACGCGAAAACUGUAGAUGCUGCAGGUGACGCAACAAAAGGAGCAGGUGAUAAAGGAAAAAAGGGACCAGGUGACGAUGCUACAAAGGACGCUAAAGCUGGAGAUGCUGCAGGUGGUGCAACGAAGGGAACAGGUGACAAAGGAAAAGGGGGACCAGCUGACGAUGCUACAAAGGACGCGAAAGAUGGAGAUGCUGCAAGUGACGCUACGAAGGGAGCAGGUGAUAAAGGAAAAAAGGGACCAGCUGACGAUGCUACAAAGGACCCAAAAGCUGGAGAUGCUGCAGGUGACGCAACAAAGGGAGCAGGUGAUAAAGAGAAAAAGGGACCAGCUGACAAGGACGCUAAAGCAGGAGAUGCUGCAGGUGGCGCAACGAAGGGAGCAGGUGACAAAGGAAAGGGGGGAGCAGCAGACGAUGCUACAAAGGAUGUGAAAACUGGAGAUGCUGCAGGUGACGCAACAAAAGGAGCAGGUGAUAAAGGAAAAAAGGGACCAGCUGACGUUGCUACAAAGGACGCUAAAGCUGGAGUUGCUGCAGGUGGCGCAACGAAGGGAGCAGGUGACAAAAGAAAAGGGGGAGCAGGGGGACCAGCUGACGAUGCAACAAAGGACGCGAAAGAUGGAGAUACUGCACGUGACGCAACAAAGGGAGCAGGUGAUAAAGAAAAAAAGGGACCAGGUGACGCUGCUACAAAGGACGCUAAAGCUGGAGAUGCUGCAGGUGGUGCAACUACUGGAGUAAGUGACGAAGGAAAAGAGGGAGCUGGAGGGUCAGCUGACGAUGCUACAGAGGACGCGAAAGAUGGGGAUGCUGCAGGUGACGCAACAAAGGGAGCAGGUGAGAAAGGAAAAAAGGGACCAGCUGACGAUGCUACAAAGAACGCUGGAGCUGGAGAUUCUGCAGAUGGCGCAAAGAAGGGAGCAGGUGACAAAGGCAAAGGUGUUCCAGGGGGACCAGCUGAUGAUUCUACAAAGGACGCUGGAGCUGGAGAUGCGAGAGGUGGAACUCCGAAGGAAGUAGAUGAUGCAGGAGAGGAAGAAUCAGCAGCUGGAGAUGCAGCAAGCUGCUCUGAGAAAGGAGGAGGAGGAGUUGAUGAUUCUGUGGAGAGUCACGGAGUUGGAGAUGAGGAUACAGAGAAAACAGGUGGAGCUGCUGGCUUGAGAAAGAAAAAAGGUGGCAAAGGUACUGGAGAUGCCGAAGAAGGAGAUAAAACUGGUGAGGCAACAAAAAGUAGUGGCAGAUCAAAGAAGAUCGCAUCUGAUAAACAUAAGAUGAAGGAAAAGGAUUCCGCACUUUGCAGUGAUGAAAGUAGUUCUGGGAGUAACUUAAAUAAGAAUGAAGAUAGCGCCGGUUCUGAUGAAAGUGAUCUGGCCUAGGAAAUCGAAAAUAUGAUAAUUGUUUUUUAAUUACAAGUAAAUGAAUAAUUAGAAAGAAA